Messenger RNA from Brassica rapa (field mustard), 4357 nucleotides. RefSeq lists its product as uncharacterized. Lineage: Eukaryota; Viridiplantae; Streptophyta; Magnoliopsida; Brassicales; Brassicaceae. The record is from RefSeq and is a predicted model, not a curated record.
UAGACCAUGUCCAACGGUGGAUUUCACCCGGUCCAUAAGAGAAAUCCUUAAGCAUAAUUGUAAUUAAAUACUAUUAUUAGCGUUAAAUCGACGAAGGAUUGGUCCGUCGCAGCGGACUUAAGGAUUCAAUCCUUAGCCACGCGUCACGUGGUGAGUGGAUCGAAUUUGUGUUUGGUUUGUGUAGGGUCGAAAAAAAAAAUCAUUCUCGAGCCAAACCGAAAAAAAAAAACUCCUCUUCGACAUAAGGCGAUUUCGAGACGAUUCUGCUCGAUCUCUCAUCCUCGGCUCGUGUAAGAUAAACGAUAAUGGGACGAUACAGUUACAGCCAGCCUUCUUCCUCCUCACACUCUCCAGACUUAACCUCCCUCCUUGAAGCCGAAUGUGAGAUGUACGCGGCUGAAGCUGAGAUUACUCGGUGGAAUGCAGAAGCCAGUGACUGGGAACCAUCAGCAGAGGGUGAUGAUGGCAUCCCAAGGACAUGCUACUGUGGUUCAGAGCCAGUUCACGGAUACUCCCAAACGCCAAAAGAUCCAUACCGACGUUACAUAACGUGCUCCAAUGCCGAUGAUAGAGACUGCCACGUCUGGAAAUGGUGGGACGUGGCGGUGGAGGAGGAGCUGAGAGAGUUUCAGAGGGAGCUUAAUGCGGUUAAGGGUGAAGCGAAUCAACGUGAGCAGAAGUUACUCCGUCUUGAGAAGCAAGUUUCCGAGUUCACAAAGAAGAAAUCAGGAGCUAAGCUAAUGGUCUUCAGCUUAGUGUUAGGGUUGGUGUUGCUUAUUGUGCUAGGAAUACUUGGAAAGGAUUCAGAGGAUUGGGGCGUACGUGCUUUGUUUCUUUAACGAGGUUCGCAUGUGGGAAGGAGUCACGGGUCUUUAUCUGAUGGAGUAGGAAUCACGGGUGAUGGAGUAGGAUUCACGGGUGAUGGAGUAGGAAUCACGGGUGUAGUUGUAUGAGUCACGGGUCACUCUCUCUAGCAUAUGUAUUAUAAGUAGUAGUUGUAGUCUUUGCAGUGUAGUCUCAUUGUUUUCCUCUUGAGAGUCAAGUUCAUGUUUUCAGAGAGUUUCUAAAGUACUCUCAUUGUUUUCCUCGGAUCAUAUGUAACAUUUCACGGAUCAUAUGUAAGCUUCACUUUGUAUCAAAACUUAUGUAACAUUAUAUUCUUCUUUGUAUCAAAACUUAUGUAACAUUAUCUUCUUCUUUGCUUACAUAAUCUUGUUUACAUAAUCUUCUCUUUGUAUCAAAACCGCUGCACAUAAUCUUGUUUACAUAAUCUUGUUUACAUAAUCGGCUGAUAGAAUAUAACUGUUAAUAAUCAUGCUAACAUAAUUUUGUAAACAAUCUUGUUAGUAAUCUUGUUAUUAAUCUUGUUUACAUAUCUCUUUGAUCCAUCUUUGUUAAUAAUCUUGUUAUUAAUCUUGUUUUAGAUAUGCACAUUUGAUUCCUCUUUCAACAUUCCACGUGAAGGUUACAUCGUACAAUACAGUGAGACACUUGUUCUUUUGGUGCUGAGAUCUUCAUCGUCAAACCGGUUAGUAAAAUCACAAACGGUUUGUAAAAUCACAAACCAUCAAAUUUUUUUUUUUUUUUGUAAUAUGACUAGUAUUUUAAAUAACAGCUCAAAACUAAAGUUCUAUAAUAAUCGUAAUAUGACUAUUUAAAAAAAAAAUGUGCAUAUCUAAAACAAAAUAAAAUUUUAUUUAUCUUUAAAGUUCAAUAAUAUUCCUAAUAUGAGAAUGUUCAAAAUUAAAGUUUUAUAAUAUUGUUAAUAUGAUAAACUUUAUUUUAAAAAGUUCAGAAUUAAAGUUCAAUAAUAUUCCUAAUAUGAGAAGGUUCAAAAUUAAAGUUUUAUAAUAUUGUUAAUAUGAUAAAAAUUUGUUGAUGAAAGGUUCAAACUUAAAGUUUUAUAAUAUUGUAAAUAUGAUAAACUCUAUUUAAAAAAGUUCAAAAUUAAAGUUUUCUAUGAUUAACAUAUUAGGACUUCUUAAAAUGUCAACAUCUUCAUCCGAUGGUCUAGACGAAAGAAUAGACGAACUUGUUGAUGAAAUAGUUGAAGAUUACUACAACGACAUAGUGGAGGACCAACCCGAUGAUGAGGCGAACCGUGCUUAUAUUGAACGAGACCGUGAAGGAGGAGAUGAUCAGUUAUGGAAUGACUACUUCAGUGAAGACCCGACAUACUCGGCACAAAUAUUUAGAAGACGUUUCCGCAUGAACAAGAAUUUAUUCCUGCGUAUUGUCAGAGCCCUCAAGCAGAACUUUAUAUUCUUUCAGCAGAGAAAAGAUGCAACCGGUAGGUGGGGUCUAUCAUCACUUCAAAAGUGUACGGCGGCUAUUCGUCUGCUUGCUUAUGGUACAGCGGCUGACUCGGUUGACGAAUAUCUCCGACUUGCGGACACUACAGCACACUCUUGUUUACAUCAUUUCACUGACGCAGUUAUACACUUAUUUGGUAAUGAGUAUCUACGACGACCCACAAAGGAGGAUCUUCAACGACUACUCUAUAUUGGAGAGCAACGCGGUUUUCCAGGGAUGGUCGGGAGCAUUGACUGUAUGCAUUGGGAGUGGAAAAACUGCCCAACCGCUUGGAAAGGACAAUACACACGUGGAUCCGGAAAACCGACGAUUGUUUUAGAGGCUGUAGCUUCACAAGAUCUUUGGAUAUGGCACGCUUUCUUCGGUCUUCCAGGUACCUUAAACGAUAUUAAUGUCCUCGAUCGGUCUCCGGUUUUUGACGAUAUCUUAGAAGGUCGAGCUCCGAGGGUAAGGUACAUGGUCAACGGACACAUGUAUAAGUUGGCAUACUAUCUCACGGACGGUAUAUAUCCAAAGUGGUCAACAUUUAUCCAAUCUAUCAAACCAAUUUCAUUGUUGCCAUUAAAAGCACGAGCUACUUGAACAGGAGCUUCAGACCUAAGCUUGUUGUUAGUUGCCUGAUCGAAUUGAACAAUGUUGUUCAUCUUCUUCUACUUUAGCUUUCCUUUGCUCCACUUAUGUCGAAGAAAUGAAAAGAGCAAAGUAAGCAAAAGGAAAUAUGAUUCAAGAGAAUAUGAGAUUUGAUAGGAGAUUACUUUCUUCUGCGUUCCACCUCCGGAUCUGGCGGGGUUUAGAGAUUGGUAGUGGACCAUUUUUCUUUUUUUGGUGCCUGGAAUCAGCAAGAGAAACCGUUAUCAUAUCAUCAUCAUCAUCAUCAUACGAAGUCAAAUAUAUAGAGAUUUACUCUGUUACCUUCGAGGAGUGGGAAGAUGAUUGAACGCGUGAGAUAGUGGAAAGAGUUAUAUAAAUCAAGUAAAUGUGUUCUUCAAUGUGGUGAAUUAAUUAUUAGCUCAGGCGUUACAUAGCCAUGUGUAAAGAAAAUGUGCAAUCUGAAUCAAUCGUCACGACGGAGACUCUGUUUCGUUAGUAACCAGAGGAAGAGAACGGAUUGGUAAGCCUGAUUGAUUGGGUUUGGGUCAAUUAAAAAAAGUCCAGAGCCAAAAACGAAACAAAACCCAUUCAAAACAAAAUUGAAGCCCAUACUCGAAAAUGAAAUGUUGUGAUUGGAUGAUUAUUUUUGAUGAUGUGGAUAGGCUAAAAAUUCAGGAUAUCUGGCUUUUAGUAGUGUUAGAUGAUAUGAAUUAUGGACUAAUUAAGAAAUAAUUCUGACACCAGGGUUAUAAAAAAGAGAGAAGCUUCGAAUUGGUAAUCAUCGUAAGAAAUAAUAUCCUCCAGUCUCUACCAACUUAGAUGAUUGGAUAAUGUUGUUUUCAAACAUAUAUUAUGUAACAUCGGCAUGUAAAUCCUUCUUCUGAUUACAAACAUUUGAUAGACCCUGGGACAUAAUUUAAAAUAAGCCCUCCAACAUAUAAAUACAUGCAAAUUACAAAAUUAUUACUACAACUAAAAUACUAAACAAAAAAAAAAUAGAUUUAGCAACUGAUUUCUUGUAAAUGUAACCACCAGAAUCAUAAAAAUACUUAUGUUGUGCUUCUCCUUUUUCUUAACUUUUCUAGCAAAGUUUUUAUACUUUGACAUUGGAUAAACAGCAGUAGUCUAAAAAAAAUCAUAAGAAACUGUUUUUUUCGAGCUGUAUUUAUGCAAAAUCAUGAAUAAUAGUUUCAAAAUUAAUGUCCUACACAUGUGAGACAUCGACCAUCGUCAAAUAUACCAAACAGGAAGGACGUGCAGAAUCAAGUUGGUCUCUGUUGACCUAUGCUUCCCUAUCCACUUGCAAAGAUUAAUAACUGCUCUUUUAUUCGAUAUUUGACGUAUUGUCACUGAUUCUGUUGCAAUUGACACGAGCUUAAUUAAACAUUUGUAGACUAGUAGUUGAAAUGAUGCUUGGGAUAAUGCACUUUUUUUUACAAAUGGAAAAGAUAAG